Saccharomyces mikatae IFO 1815 is the source of this 1098-nucleotide messenger RNA. RefSeq names its product C-5 sterol desaturase (gene ERG3). Gene Ontology annotation, molecular function: oxidoreductase activity; iron ion binding. The record is from RefSeq and is a predicted model, not a curated record. Gene Ontology annotation, biological process: lipid biosynthetic process. The coding region runs from base 1 to 1098 and encodes 365 amino acids. Lineage: Eukaryota; Fungi; Ascomycota; Saccharomycetes; Saccharomycetales; Saccharomycetaceae. The transcript has a single exon.
AUGGAUUUGGUCUUGGAAGUCGCUGACCAUUAUGUCUUAGACGACUUUUACGCCAAAGUUCUGCCUACUUCGUUGGCUGCUAAUAUUCCUGUAAAAUGGCAAAAUUGGUUAGGUUUUAACAGCGGGUUUAGCAAUGCUACUAUUUUGCAGGAGACAUUGAACUCCAAGAAUGCCAUCAAAGAAUGUAGAAAGUUCUACGGCCAGGUACCAUUCCUCUUCGACAUGACCACAAAAACUUUUUCAUCGCUUUUGCCCCGUUCGAGCAUUCUAAGAGAGUUUCUUUCACUGUGGGUUAUUGUCACUAUUUUUGGGUUACUGCUUUACUUAUUCACUGCUAGUAUCAGUUACAUCUUUGUAUUUGAUAAGUCUAUUUUCAACCAUCCUCGUUAUUUGAAAAACCAAAUGGCAAUGGAAAUCAAGUUAGCCGUCAGUGCUAUCCCAUGGAUGUCGAUGUUGACUGCUCCAUGGUUUGUCAUGGAAAUGAAUGGCCACUCUAAGCUUUACAUGAACAUCGACUAUGAAAAUCAUGGUGUAAGGAAGCUCAUCAUUGAAUACUUUACAUUCAUCUUCUUCACAGAUUGUGGUGUCUACUUAGCCCACAGAUGGUUGCAUUGGCCAAGAGUUUACCGUGCUCUGCACAAGCCUCAUCAUAAGUGGUUGGUGUGCACACCUUUCGCUUCCCAUUCCUUCCAUCCUGUAGACGGUUUCUUACAAUCCAUCUCCUACCACAUUUACCCAUUGAUCUUACCAUUACACAAGGUUUCUUAUUUGAUUCUUUUCACUUUUGUUAACUUCUGGACUGUCAUGAUCCAUGAUGGCCAAUACCUAUCAAACAACCCAGCAGUGAAUGGUACCGCAUGCCACACUGUUCAUCAUCUAUACUUUAACUAUAACUACGGUCAGUUCACUACUCUAUGGGACAGACUGGGCGGUUCAUACCGUAGACCUGAUGACUCAUUGUUUGAUCCUAAAUUAAGAGACGCCAAGGAGACCUGGGAUGCUCAAGUUAAGGAAGUGGAACACUUCAUCAAGGAGGUCGAAGGUGAUGAUAAUGAUAGAGUUUACGAAAACGAUCCAAAUACCAAGAAGAACAAUUAA